Molecule: messenger RNA, 1222 nt
Organism: Pygocentrus nattereri (red-bellied piranha)
Lineage: Eukaryota; Metazoa; Chordata; Actinopteri; Characiformes; Serrasalmidae
Gene: ppa1b
Product: inorganic pyrophosphatase 1b
Exons: 11
Coding region: 97-969 (290 amino acids)
Biological process (GO): phosphate-containing compound metabolic process
Cellular component (GO): cytoplasm
Molecular function (GO): magnesium ion binding; inorganic diphosphate phosphatase activity
Source: RefSeq, a predicted model, not a curated record
AGUGCGCAUGUCAGUUUCGAAGCCCUCACUCUUCACACGUCAUUGAAUUGCUCCCUCUUUCGCCGCGAGUUUCCCGGAGACAGGUUUCCAGCCACCAUGAGCUUCACAAUUGAGGAAAGAGGACACCCUAAUACUCUGAGUUAUAGGGUGUUUUACAAAAACUCGGAUGGGAAAUACAUUUCACCAUUCCAUGACGUACCUAUGUUUGCAGAUGAAGCCCAGAACAUUUUCCACAUGGUUGUUGAAGUACCACGAUGGACAAAUGCAAAAAUGGAGAUUGCCACAAAAGACCCUCUCAACCCAAUAAAGCAGGAUGUGAAGAAGGGUAAUUUGCGCUACGUGGCAAAUGUUUUCCCACAUAAAGGCUACAUCUGGAACUAUGGUGCAAUUCCUCAGACAUGGGAAGACCCUGGCCACACAGACUGUGAUACAGGAUGUUGUGGUGAUAAUGACCCAAUUGAUGUCUGUGAAAUUGGUAGCAAGGUGUGCUCCCGAGGAGAUAUUAUCAAAGUAAAAGUCCUGGGUGUUCUGGCGAUGAUUGAUGAAGGUGAAACUGACUGGAAGGUUAUUGCAAUCAAUGUUGAUGACCCAGAAGCAAAGGACUUGAAUGAUAUUAGUGAUGUUCAGCGACUCAAACCAGGCUACCUCGAAGCCACUGUGGACUGGUUUAGACGCUACAAGGUGCCAGACGGAAAGCCUGAAAACCAGUUUGCUUUUAAUGGAGAGUUCAAAGACAAGGACUUUGCUAUUAAGACUAUCAAAAGCACCCAUGAGUUCUGGAAAGCGCUUAUCUCACAGCAUAGCAAUGCUGGGGAGCUGAACUGUAAAAACACUUGUGUGUCGGAGGCAGGCAGUCCAUUCUGCUUCUCACCGGAGGAAGCCAAAGCAGUUGUUGAUGGAACUUCUCCUUUAGGAGAUGCAGGAUCCAUUCCAAACUCAGUUGACAAAUGGUUUUAUUAUGAGAAGUGAUGGAAGAGCAAUACAUGGACCAGUCUGAUCUCAUCUAUUUAGACUAUGUAUGUGUAAUGCAGAGAUGGGUAAUUUACAGGGUCUAGAAAGUGUCAUGAUAGCUGUGAGAAGUUAACAUGUCUUGCUAAAUUUAUUUUUCAAUUAUUUAAUCAAGGUGUCAUUAGAUACUGUAUACUGUGUAACAGAAAACUCAACAGUCUGGUCAAACUCAGGUACUGUGUGGUUGCUUUAAUAAAGUUUUUUUCCUGACACA